GAGAAACCACGCAAUAUAAUGUUCACUGCACUGCAUGCACGGAUGCCAGAGCUGCGCUGCAGCCGCACGUAUUCGUUUGAUUAACAUUCGACGAAGACUGAACUAACUCACGGCAAGUGAAAACAAACAGAAAUUGAACAACCUUAAAGUCACCAUGACUGCCUCUGAUCUGUGAUCCCUUGUUGCUUUGGAGUAUGACAGCGCCUAUGACAGCAGUCGGUAUGGGAAAUCAGCGCUACUUUGACGUCUACCUGGAUGAUCCAAGCUCCAGCGAAGAAGAUGAAUACAUUGACCUCAGUCGACCUUUGAUGUCACCAAAGAAGUUUCCUCACAGAAUACCUUCACGUCCCACCCCAGUGAAAACGAACACUCCAGACACAAAACUUCCCAAACGCAAGCCAGUAUGGUACUUCAAGAGGAAGAAGGAUUGCCUCCAAGCUUUCUAUAUUGUCAUGAUUAUCAUGGUGAUUGUUAUAUUUGCCUUAGUUUUGAUGAGGAUCUUGAAUGAUGCAGCCAAACACAGGACAAGUGACGAUGACAAACAGAGUCAUCUGACAGCUAUUGCUGCACUUGGGAACUUUGCCAUGAGUAGGCCUUUCGGGAUCAACGUUAAGUUGAAGCCCACGGCAAAGCCCACUUUGUCUUCCAUUGUGAUUGAACCUUCAAAGACUAUUCCAAAGACUCCAACAGUUGCCAGUCAUGGAGAAAAAUCAAAAGUGGAUGUAGAUGUUGAAGAACCAAAACAAGAGCCUCAAAGAACAGUACUACCUUGUACCAAAUAUACUGUACAGGAUGUCUGGGUUCAGAACAUUCCGCAGCUACAGCUAGAGUCAGGCAUUCGACUCCUAGAUGUCAACCAGGAUGGUGUGCUGGAUGCGAUCAUAGGAUUUUCAACAGAUGCCACUGCCUAUUUUGCCCACCAGUACCUGAUGUGUUCUAUUUACUUCAAUGGAUCGGUUCCUUGUUUUGGAGGCGUUCUUGCCCUGGACGGCAUCACUGGUCAGGAACUCUGGAGACACUAUUCAAGUAUGGAGGUCUUUGCUGUUAACUGCAACGGUGACCUGACGGGAGAUCGGGUCAAUGACUGUGCCAUAGCAGGCAGGUCUGGGGUUAUGGAAGCAGUCGAUGGCACGAGUGGGAAGCUACUGUGGAAGUACCAUGUUAAAAAAGCGGGCGAGGCUCUUAGCAACUUCUACACUGCACAGUUUAUACAUGAUGUCAAUGGGGAUGGAGUCCGAGACUUGCUCAAUGCCCUCGGGGGUGAUCCUGUGAGAGAACCAGGUGCUCCAGUGACCCAUAGUGGAAAUGUAAUGCUUCUGAGUGGCUCGGAUGGUAGUGUCAUUAGCGCUUGUGGAGUACCUGAUGGCAUGGAAUCGUAUUACUCUCCUCAGAUUUUCUACCAGCAUGGUGGGAAAGCCAUGGUUCUAUUCGGAACUGGGGGAGAGACAGUGGGAGGCUCCCUGUGGGCUAUACCUCUCGAUGACAUCAUUAUUUGUAACAUGACGCAGGCAAAGGUCAUCUAUACUGACCCCUUCAAGGGUGUGAUGACGCCCCCUGUCCUCGUUGACCUCACUGGCGAUAGGGUCAAAGACAUUGUCAUGUCCAUGUUCAAUUCAACCGUUAUAGCGUUCAAUGGUCAGACAUAUGAGCAGCUUUGGAAUUAUUCCAUGCCUUCUUCAGAAUCAUACAGUACACCAGCUGCUGGUUUCUACAAUGAUGAUGAUGUGCCUGACUUCAUGGUUGUCUAUAACUAUGGACCCGGCUACCCUCUCUACUACUAUGUGCAGAUCAACAUCUUGGAUGGAAGGAAUGGACAACCUCUUCUCCAGGAGAAUAUCAUCAGCUCAGGUUCAGCAACCACAUCCCCAUUGACUGUGAGUACAGAAGGCUAUGGCAAUGAUGCAUUCUUUUACUGGAGACUAGGUUGUGAAGGGCAUGAGCAAGAGACAGAAGCUUUCAGUUUUACUGGAGAAGGUGAAAGCAAGGGCUCUCUAAGUCGGACCAAUUUUUGUCGAGAGAGGUUCAAUUCAGGCUCUGUGACCACAGGCAGCCUUCUCAAUCAACAUAUGGAUGUACCCGGACAGGUUGUUUACACUUCAGCUGAUCGCUUUGAAGAUGAGCAUAGAUACACAGUAAAUGCUACUCGUAUGGCCAUGGAAUACCUGAAGAAAUAUCCUGAAGUAAUACCCGUCGUACUUGAUGCUCAGAAACAGGACGAUAAAGAGGAAGAGAACAAAUCAAAAGAAGAUAAUGAUCAGAAAGAUAGCAGUGCUAAGGAAGAAAAUAAGCAGUCAGCUACUGAUUCAGCAUUACCUAAUUCUCACAAUCAGGAUUCCGAGCCAACAACACUCCCACCACAAUCUAGGACACAUUCAUUAGACUUCCAGAAUGAAUAUGACAAACUUUUGGCAAGACUAUCUGCAAUAUCAGACAAUCUCAAGGACCAAGACGAUUUUCAUGAUGACCAGGAGUUCACGUCACCUGACCAAAGAGAUUCUUCAACCAAAGCAACCAACCUUGAAAUCAACACUGACAAAAGUGAUAAGAUCCCAACAGAAAGCGCUCAGGCAAAAGAAGAAAAUGAAGCUGUUGACGCGACACUGACCAAUACCUCACCUUCUGAUGAUGAUGCGCUACUAUCUGGAGAUAUCGCAGGAGGACUUGAAGACCUUGGACUUCCAGAAUCCUGGUUUGAUUCUCCGAAGGAGAAGAAAUCAGGACAAGAAAGCGGUGAUGAAACUCCCCAAGAUGACCUACAAAACCUCUCAGAGGAAGAGCUUGAGGGAAUCCUCAAGGACCUUCUUGGACUAGACGAUGAAUCAAAGAAUGAUGGAAAGACGAAGAGGUUUGUAUCUAAACGCAAUGCCAAGCUGUUUGUCUCCAGGUCGGACAUGCCAAGGGAUGAGCAACACCAAAGAUCGAGACGUCACGCAGGACUCCAUGAUGCGGGAGGUAUCCAGAGGCUUAUCUCUACUGGUACCCUGGCUCCACCUCUUAGUCCGGUCCUGGAUGACCUACCCAGCGAUCCAAACAGCAUUGAUGUCAUCUUUGCAACUUACUGGUUCUAUCCCAAACCAAAUAGGAUCAUCACAGCGACAGAGCAGAAAUGCCUUGAUGAUUGGACCAAUAAUGAGCAACAGAGAAUGGAUCCUAGUAAUGAAUACUAUGGGCUUGACCAUGAUGCAUAUGAACAUUUGGGUUCAGACCAUUGUCGGAAGUUGGCUGCCUCAGCUACAGCAUCUCCUACAGAGUCACCUACCGACCCCCUCAACAUCUAUCCCUUCAACUUGGAUGCGGGGGAGAUGACGGUCUACAGACUACGGCUCUCCUGUGACUGCGGCCUCAAGGAGGCAAAGAGGACCGACCCGGGAGCGCGCUGUGCCAGGAUACUCCCUUACCACCAGCAGGAGUGGGGCGCCUACAUGGGCACGUAUGGGAACAGUUACUUCCGGGAGAGAAUCAAAGAGGAUCCAAAGGCAUGAGUUUUGUUCUAGAGUGGUGCUAAGUACCUAAAAUAAAGGUUGCACAGUACCUAAAUAUUUUCACACCAGCAUUGGAACUCCCUCCCUUCUUCACUUUGUGAAAUUGACAGCAUAGAACUCUUAAACCGUCUCUCAAAACUCACUUAUUUUGGCAGAUGUGUAGUGAUUAACUUUUUGGAUGAGCCAGCGCCUAUGAAUGUUUUUAACAGAUAUGUGGCGCAAUAUAAAUGCUGUGGAUCAUCAUCAUCAUUGUGGCUAGGGUGGAAGUACAUGUAUGAAGAUAUAGAAUAUUAUAUCAAUUUGUAUCCACCCGUCAACGAGGUUUGAAUGCACAACUAUUAGCAGGUAAAGCUAAUUCAGAUAUCUUCUGAAUUCAAACAAAAUUAUGAAGACAAAAUGGGACAAAAGAAUAAGGCAUGCUAAUAUUGUACAAUGUUGUGAGGUUUAAGAUUAAUAUGUAAUUAUGACUUCAAGAUUUGAAAAUUUAUAAUGCAGACUGCAUAUACAAAUUUAUGGAAAACUUGAGUAGAAAUCCAAAGAUAACAGUUGCCUUACUGAUAUUCAAUAGAUGAGACAAAUCACAACAGGCAGACAUAUAUUUGAUACUAUGAUAAAAACUGCCAACCUUGUAUCAUAAAAAGAAGGAUGCCAAUAUCCGUUUUCAUUUUUGGUGAUUUUAUUUGACAAAAUGCUAAGCAUAUUCGAGAUAGUUUGGAAUGAAAGCUAAAUACUCUACAGGGAUGUAAGUCAAAGAAAUGAUUCAAAUAUAUAUAUAUAUAUUUACAAAACCAGUGAUGUCUUUCUAUUUUAUUUUUUCAUGGUAUGAGGGAAUAUGUAAUGUUGUGUAAUAUCUAUACACAAUAGUAAAGCAAGGGAUAUAUUUUGGCUGAAUUAUGCUUAUACCCAAGAUCAGAGUCCAUUGUGAAAGAAAGUUCCUGUGUUGUAAUAAAUAGCAAUUGAUUUAUUUUUGUUUAAAUGCCAACACCCAUUCUUUGUAGAGAUAAUUUUUAGGAGGUAAUAUAUGUAUGAGGCAAACACAUUUAGAUAAAUCUUGACGAAGAAAAAAACUUUUUUCCACAUUGAGCCCACUUUUGCCUUUAUUCUUAAGUGCUGGUAUUCUUUUUGAUUUUUGUAAAGAAUGUCUAAGUGGCUAUUCACUUCAUGAGGCAGUUUUGCAAAAUUUCAGUACUAGGAACCAAAUAUACUUUUUCAAAGACACAUCUUUACCGUUUCAUUUACCUAAUCUGAUAAUUUUUAUUGUAAAUAAUAACAGUACUAACAUAGUCAGAAAAUGAAGUGGCUCAAAUAUUCCUUUUUGAAUACAAUUCACUGAGUUAUUUAAAUACAUUUCAGGAUAUCUAGAUUUACCAAGCAGUGAUGGUAGUUGAAAUAGUGAACAUCUUUCCCAAUUAUUUUGUCUUGUGCAUGUGAUUUUGCUCAAACGUUGUCGCAAUGAAAUGUAGAUAAUCAAAUAUUGAUAUAUGAUGUCUUAAUUUUGUCCCUUUGGUAUCACAGUCUGGGGGAUUUUUGGUAAUGAUUUGUAUAUUACAUUUUGUCUCUGUGUAUGUUAUUCUAGUGUGAAUCAGAACGCAUAGAAACUCCGGGGGUACAAUCAGUGUAAAUUAUUUAAAAAAAAAUAAUUUUAUUAAUUCAAAGGAUUGGAAAACUUAUUUUUUUGUUUAUUCAUAUGUGUGCCCCUUAUCCAAAUCUGAUAUUUUCCAGUAUUUGAUCAAAGUGAGUCAUAUAGUAAAAACACAACAGUAUAUUAUUUCAUAGAAAAUGUAUAUAUCAUGAAUUAUAUUUUUAAAUUCAAACAAUUUAACCACCAGAGAACUAUUUAGAAGGAACAAUAGUUUCCAGCCAUCCUAUUUUUAAUGCAUAAAGGCCACCACACACCUUACGACUGUUCGCGAUCCGAUUUUGGAACGAAUCGCAUUUUACUCAUUUUCUGAAAAUGUGAAUGGAACAUAUCAUUUUAUUUGAGGUUAAAAUUAAUUGAACAAAUACUAAUAUAACAAUUUUGAAAGAUUGCAAGCCUUUAUUUUGUAGUACAAGCAAAAUUAGAUUCAAAUCGUAGCCAAUCGUACGACUGCUGUGACGUCAUUACGACUAGAUAUUAAAUUUACUUUUAUUCUAAGAAGGAUGAUAGCAUAGUCACAGAUAUGAACAUAGGUAUUCGUAAGAUGAUUUAGAACAUUACACAGUAAGAUAUUCCAAGUCUCAAUGUUAGCAUCAAAUUCUACUACGUUUUAUUCCAAAAUCGGGUUGCAGACCAAUUGUAAGGUGUGCGAUCGCCUUAAGAGAUAUUUUAUUCAACUGGUAAAAAUUAUUCAAGCUAAGGUAUAAGGCUAGAAAAAAUUGUAAAUUUCUUUGCAUUCGGUUCAGUAUAUUGAACAAAGGCUGAUUGACAUUUAUACAGUACUAACAUAAUCCUUGAUUUUACAGCAUUUCAUUUGCAAUAUUUGUGUACAGUAUGUUUGAAAUUUGGUGCAUGGUUUUUAACAGUAUGUAAACGCUUCUUGUUUUAUUUUGCAAUUAUCUUUUUUUCUUUUGCAUUAUGUUAGUGUAAACUAAGUCUUUGUGUAGUAAAUGGCCCGUAUUCUGAAGUCGGGUUUAACUUAGACCACGGUCUAUUUAACUGUGUGCUUAAAUCAUGAGGAGCCAAAAUUUCAAAAAUUCUGUUUGUAUUGUAUAUUUCUUAUGUAUACUAUUUCGUUUCAUUUUGCUUUCAUGAUGAAGAAAAAUACUUAAGUAAUCAUUCCCAGACAAUAUGAACAACUUAAGUCAAAUGAGUUAAUAAAGUGGAUUUGUACUAUCAGGGAUUUGUCUCCCAAUUGGCUAUCCAUAGUUAAACCACAACUUAAAAUCAGGGUUUAAUUGAAACCAGAGUUCAGAAUACGGGCCAAUGACUUUAAUUUGGGAAGAUAUGGAUAUUUUUUCUAGUCAAAUGAUUUGAACAAAUAAAAAUAUUUUAUUGCCAUUGUUUCACUCUA
Molecule: messenger RNA, 6475 nt
Organism: Lytechinus pictus (painted urchin)
Lineage: Eukaryota; Metazoa; Echinodermata; Echinoidea; Temnopleuroida; Toxopneustidae
Exons: 15
Coding region: 195-3482 (1095 amino acids)
Molecular function (GO): protein binding
Source: RefSeq, a predicted model, not a curated record